GCACAACCCGCGCGCGAGGCGCGGCUGUCUGAUAGCAGUCACUGAAGUUUGGCUGUGAGUGAACUAAUGUAAAUGAUAACAAAGAGGAGACCUCUUUUUAAACAGACGCGCGAUGGUGAGAGAGCGCAGGAAUCGUCUGUCGUUGAAAUGAGACCACAAGAGCAGUCACAUGAUAUAGAAUUUAGUUCUUCAAUACCACUUGAUCAAGUUGAAAAAAGAAAAUGUACUAAACGGCAUACCAUUGUUUCACCUUUAAAAGAGCCUUAUCCCAAAAAACAUUCAUCGCUCAGCAUUGUACCUUCGUCUCCUAUUGUUAGAACCCCACCAUCUCAUUCAUCAUCAACAGUUGAUACUCUUCCAAUAGUUUCUACUUCUCACAAUCAACCCACUCAGCCUCAUUUUCAUUAUACGUUGAAUAGUUCGUCGCCAAACAAAUCUGUGAUGUCAGACACGUCAUUUGAUUUACUGUGCGGUCCAAUGAUGACAGCCAUUGAGGGAAGAAUGUGCACAUCUGGUGUCAAGUCAGAGGAUGCAUUCAUAUGCCAAAAUGAUGAACACCACAAGGAGACAAACCAGGGAUAUGGUGGACAGCAAUCAUUGCUAGUCAAUGUGUCACCUAAGAAAGCAUUCAAAGAGUCACAAAACAGUAUACUUCAGAGUACACCUAGGAAAGGAUCCAAUCAGUCAGAUACAUUUAUUGAAUUCAACAUGUCAUUGGAUAUGUUUGCUAUGUCUCAAGUAAUAAGUUAUGAUCAUAUUGAAUCAGAUAGUCAUAGAAAUGUUAAAGAAGACAGUCUGCAUGAUUUGGAAGGUACUUGGGAGAAAGAGAUUGAAAAUGAGUUACAAAUUGCUGGAGAUGAUGUAGAGGGAGUUAUAUGUGGUGAUGGUGGUGGUGAAGAAGAGACGUUUUUUGGAUUGCCGGUGAAAGUGAAGGAGCUGCUGGUGGAAAAUAGACGAAUAAAGAAUCUUUAUGAGUGGCAGGAGACGUGUCUGAAGUUGGACGCUGUCAGUCGCAGACGUAACCUCAUUUAUUCACUCCCGACUAGUGGAGGAAAGACUCUCGUUGCAGAGAUUUUGAUUCUUAGAGAAUUGCUUUGUCGUAAUCGUGAUGCCCUGUAUGUCCUCCCCUUUGUGUCCAUAGUUCAAGAAAAGGUUCGUGCUCUGUGUCCCUUUGCAACAGAAUUGGGCUUCAGCAUUGAAGAGUAUGCAGCACACAGAGGGCGAAUGCCUCCAUUGAAACGUCCAAACAAAUGCUCAUUGUAUAUUGCUACAAUUGAAAAAGCUAAUAGUUUGGUCAACAGUUUGAUUGAAGAGAAUCGCAUCGAGGACAUUGGAAUUGCCGUGUUUGAUGAACUCCACAUGCUUGGUGAAGGAGGUGGACGUGGUGCAACUCUUGAAAUCUGUAUUUGCAAGCUGAAGUUUGGAAGCCCUUCAACACAGAUCAUUGGUAUGAGUGCCACCCUGAGCAACCUUUCCGAUCUCCAGCAAUUCCUAGAUGCUGAACUCUACUGCAAUGACUUCAGGCCAGUCCAACUCAAAGAAUACGUUCAAUUUAAAGAUGGGACAUAUCUAGUGGAUGAUGUGAUUAAUGAAGAAGAAAUACUUUCAGAAGACACACCUUGUAGGUUGGAUAUUGUCAGUCAUGUUGACUUGAAGAGAGAUCCGGAUGGUUUGGUGGCCCUCGUGUUGGAUGCCGUGCUGGGGGAGGAUGGCUUUCCUACACAUUCGUGUCUUGUGUUUUGUCCGACGAAGUUGAGCUGUCAGAGUGUGGCAACAAUGAUUUCGUUCGUGUUGGGCAAUUCAUAUGCUCAAAUGCUGGAGUGGCGUUCUGCCGAGAAACGGCAACUUCUUGAGGCCAUCAACGAUGAUGUUGGAUCUCUCUGUUCCGUUUUAGCAAAGACAAUACCAUAUGGAGUGGCCUACCACAACAGCACAUUGACCAUGGAUGAGCGACAACACAUAGAAUCUGCAUACAUGUGUGGAGUUCUGUUUGUUCUCUGCUGCACAUCAACUCUUGCAGCAGGUGUUAACUUGCCAGCAAAAAGGGUUAUUGUACGUUCUCCGUAUGUUGGGCAGCAGUUGAUGACAAUCAGUCAUUACAAACAGAUGGUAGGGAGAGCUGGAAGGGCUGGUUUAGAUGACAGUGGAGAGAGCAUUUUGAUUGUGCAGCCAAAGGAACAAAUGCAGGUCAUUGAAAUGCUUCGAAGCUCAUUUAGCAACUGUUAUAGUUCACUAUUAUUGCAAGACAACAAACCUAUGAGGAGACUUGUCUUAAACAUUAUAGGGCUGAAAAUUGCCAGCAAUGAGGAGCAGUUGAUGUCAUUUAUGAACACGACACUUUUCAGCAUACAAACAAAACGUGAAGAUGUGGAGAGUUUUGUGAAAGAGGCAAUACGGAGUCUGUUGAAUGCAAAACUGCUUUGCUAUCGCCCUACUUGCAUGAGCUUACCAGUAUUACAUGGAUCACAAAAGUUGGAUGUUCCUGCUGAUGUUUGCGGUGGAGGAUUUAUCAAGAAAGAGGAUCCAUUGGCAGCUAGUGAUGAUUUGUUGUGUGAUCUUGAUGUAACAGCUGUGGGAAGAGCUACGUAUAAGGGUUGUAUUGAUGUUGACAUUGGACCAAUUGUCUAUCGUGACUUGCAGCGAGCACAAGAACACCUUGUUCUUGCUGGCGAUCUUCAUCUUGUUCAUCUUGUUACUCCAUAUGAUCUCACACUUUCAAUGAAACUCAACCAUUGGAUACUGCUUUUCACAAAAGUGUCGAAUUUCUCUUCGAGUGAGUCUCACGCCGCUGAUGUUAUUGGUUGUAAUGAAGGUUAUCUAUCACGAAGAGUUUCAGGAGAAGCAAGCUAUAAGAAUGAUGACGAAGAAAACCGAUAUGUUCGUUUCUUCUUGUCCUUCAUAUUGUAUCAACUAAUUCAAGGCAGUACCAUCUGGGAAACAUCAGAGAACUUUCAAGUGCAGCGAGGUUUUGUACAAAGUUUACUUCAAUCGGCUACUUCGUUUUCCAGCUGUUUAGUUCACUUUACCAAGGAGUUGCCUGAAUUCUGGAGUUUGAGUCUUCUCCUUGAAGUGAUUACGAAACGAAUUGCAAUGGCAAGCACUACAGAGCUGUUGCCAUUGAUGGAGCUGCCGUCUGUCAAACUGAGUCGUGCAAAGCAGCUUUACAAAGCCGGUUUCAAGACACUCCAGCUGGUUGCACGAGUCGAUGUGGAUACUCUGGUCAAAUGCGUGCGUCCACUGUCUCGUGAAGCUGCUAAGAAGAUAAUCGCAGCAGCAAAGACGCUGCUGAUAGAGAAAGCUCGAGAACUCCAAGAGGAAGCUGAGGAUUUGGCUGCGGGUGUAGAAUUGGCAUCAUAACACUUGCAACUUUCACCACCAAGAAACCAAUACCAUGGCAAGUCAUUCACACACCUGAACAUAUGUAUAUAAGAUGGCAACAUUUUCAGACAUCUUGAUGUUAGUGUCAUGCAUCUUAUCGAGCCGGAACGAAGAGUAUUUUUAGGGGCAUUUGUAGAUAUGCCGUCAUCAACCAUUGUUAUAUUAUGUUUGUGCAGUGGGCUUGGGUUAGCACGAAUGUAAUGUACAGGGCUGUUGCUUGAUUUCAAUAAAUUAUGAC
This is a messenger RNA of Corticium candelabrum, 3616 nucleotides long. RefSeq names its product helicase POLQ-like. The record is from RefSeq and is a predicted model, not a curated record. The transcript has 20 exons. The coding region runs from base 73 to 3357 and encodes 1094 amino acids. Gene Ontology annotation, molecular function: nucleic acid binding; ATP binding. Lineage: Eukaryota; Metazoa; Porifera; Homoscleromorpha; Homosclerophorida; Plakinidae.